CUUGUACUUGUUUUGUGUUAAACUGUGCCAAAGUUGAGUGUGCGCGUGUCCCGCAUCCGACAUUUGGUGGUGUUUGUCCUAAUUUCUUCAUUCAGAUUCGGUUUGAAGUUCUCAGCAAACGCGCUGUCGUGCGCGCUCUUUUGUGCUACAACAUCGUUUCCGGUGCUAUUCUGUUUGUGCUUCCCUGCGAGCUUCCCUUUUCCUUUCGUCGGAGCAGGAACCGAGUCCCUCCCUCCGCACACAGGCAUUAGAGAACAUCAACAGGACGCAAUAUGACGCACUGGGAGGACUUUUACAAUACACAUCUGCCGCCCACAGAUUUCGAGGAUAAUCGCUCACUGUUAAAGGAGUUCUGUGAGCGACACAAUAAGCUGCAAAACCGCAUUGUGCUCGUCACGUCUGGCGGCACCACAGUGCCUCUGGAGCAUAAUACGGUGCGAUUUGUGGACAAUUUCAGUGCCGGCACACGUGGCUCGUCGAGUGCUGAAUAUUUUCUGGAUCACGAUUAUGCCGUGAUCUUUAUGCAUCGACACAAAUCAUUGGAGCCCUUCACGCGCCACUUUACGGGCCAACAGUUCUUCGAUAUGCUGGACAUUGCGGACAACAGCCAGAGCUCAACGAUAGCCAUCAAGCCGGACUCGGUGGACGUGUUUGCGCCCAUUCUGGCCAAAUACAAGAUAGCCAGAGAGACCCAAAUGAUACUCUAUGUCAACUUCACCAGCGUUGUCGACUACAUGUGGCUUCUGCGUGCCGCCUGCGAGUGUCUUGCGGCGUUUGAGGAGCGUGCAGUUUUAUAUUUGGCAGCUGCCGUAUCCGAUUUCUAUAUACCCGAGGACAUGAUGCCCACACACAAAAUGCAAUCGGGAGAUGGCGCACCAACGAUUUCACUGCAAUUGGUGCCAAAAAUGUUGGCUCCAUUGGCCAGCCUGUGGGUGCCGCAUGCAUUUGUGGUGUCCUUUAAGCUGGAAACGGAUGAAAAUCUAUUGAUUGUCAAGGCACGUGACAGCCUCAACAAAUACAAGCAUAAGCUGGUGAUUGCCAACGUGCUGCAGACACGCAAACAUCGCGUUGUGUUUGUAACGCCAACAGAUUCCUAUGAGUUGCAUUUAAGUCGCGAGCAGGCGUUGCAGGGCCUGGAGAUAGAGGAGCCCAUUGUGGCCGAUGUGGUGCAAAAACACGGCGAUUUCAUCAGCAGCGCCGAACAGCGCCAAUGACCAAUGUCGAUGCGCCGACGGCAACAACAGCAGCUGAUCCAUCACCAUCACCACCAACACCACCAGCAGCAACAGCAGCAGCAGCAGCACCGACAACUGUCGAGCAGCAACGAUGACACCGCCGACGACGCUACGGAUUAUUGCGUGACCAGUUCGCAUUAUUGUCGCGUGCUAAAUCCGGGCACGCCAACCUUUGGCCGCAAAUACUGAGCAGGCGUCCUUUUCUUCUUUGCAUAUUUCUUACGUUUAAGUUAAGCUCACCUAAAUAAGUAUAUUUAUGGCCAAUAUCUAUCUAUUAAGGGUCACGCCCCAGGUUGUACGCAACCAUAAUUGAUGAUGUUAAAUAGCAUGUAAUAUUGUAUUUUUUGUUGUUCUGUUUUGCUUUGUGGUUAAUGUAUUUGAUUUACUGUGCGAUGUUUUGAAAAAUGAUGUCACCUUAAUUCUUAAUGUUUGUCGG
This is a messenger RNA of Drosophila innubila, 1671 nucleotides long. It is a transcript of the gene Ppcs, whose product is annotated as phosphopantothenate--cysteine ligase. Gene Ontology annotation, biological process: coenzyme A biosynthetic process. Gene Ontology annotation, molecular function: phosphopantothenate--cysteine ligase activity. The record is from RefSeq and is a predicted model, not a curated record. Gene Ontology annotation, cellular component: cytoplasm; nucleus. NCBI's taxonomy places the organism in Eukaryota, Metazoa, Arthropoda, Insecta, Diptera, Drosophilidae. The transcript is spliced from 6 exons. The coding region runs from base 273 to 1214 and encodes 313 amino acids.